CCGCGGCCGCCAUUACAGCGCCGCCGCGGUCUGGGCACCGGAAGGGCGGGUUCUGCUUCCGUGUAAUGGCGGCGGAGGGGCCGGGAGCGGGGCCGAGCUGCGCCGGCGGCCCUCAGUGAGAAGCGCCAGCGCGGCGGGGAGCGGGGGAAGAUGAGCCCGGUCCGCGCCCGCCGGAGCCGCAGCACCCAGCGCUGAGCCCGCCCCGGCGGCCGCCGCCAGAGCCGGAGAUGGCCGCGGACUCCACGAUACCCAUCUGGCAGAACAAGCCCCACGGCUCAGCACGCAGCGUUGUCAGGAGGAUUGGGUCAAACCUCCCUUUAAAGCCCUGUCCCAGAGCAACCUUUGAGGUUCUACCAAAUGUUUCUGAGCUCUAUUUAAAUGACGUCCCUCCAGUCCCCACCUUGGCAGACAUUGUGUGGAUAGCAGCAGAUGAUGAAGAAACAUAUGCCAGAGUCAGAAGUGACACUCGCCCGCUGAAGCACAAGUGGAAGCCGAGUCCCUUCACCGUCAUACAGCGAAAUGCUUCAGUCCCCAACCUGAGGAAGCAGGAGGAGAAGCUGCUCGCCUUGAAGAAACCUGGUUUACCAGCACUGAGCCGAACAACAGAGCUCCAGGAUGAGCUGAGUCACCUUCGGAGUCAGAUAGCUAAAAUAGUCGCUGCAGAGUCAGCUUCUUCAUUAACACCAGAUUUAUUAUCUCCAGGAAGUUCAAAUGCAUCUUCUCCUUUACCUUGUUUUGGACCCUCUUUCCAAUCUACAACUUCCUUUGUCAUUAGUGAUAUCACAGAGGAGGAGGCAGAACUCGAAAGCCCCGAGCUCCCGUCAGUCUCCCUGCUUUGUUCUGCAACCUCCGAGUAUUGUAAACCAGAACCAAAGGAUCCUGAUGAGGAAGAUUCUGUGUCUCUCUCAAAGGCCAGCAGUUUUGCGGACAUGAUGGGCAUUCUUAAAGACAUUCAUAGGAUGAAGCAGAGCAAAGACUUAAACCGAACGUCAAUGAAGGAGGAAGACCCAGCUGUUCUUAUAGCAGAAGUUCUGAGAAGAAAAUUUGCCCUAAAAGAUGAAGAUCUGGCCCUGAAGGAUAAAUGAUGUUACUGUCACAAAACUCUGUAAGCAAAAGUGUUACGCUCCCAGAAUUUUCUCCACAGUAGCUGCCUUCCUAAGGAUUGAGCCUUUUGCCUCUUUUAUUAAUUAGAAAUGGUUUCUGCACUGGACAUUUACUUAGGAAAGACCCUAUGGAUUUGAUGCGUUUUCCAUGUAUUGUUAUAUUUAAGAAAAAAAAUUUUAAGAUGAUGGAAAUUCUUUUCCACCUGUGUUUUGAUGUUGAUUAUUGAUAAGGAUCUUCUGAAGAGUGCAAUGAGUGCUGCUGGAGGACGUUCUUUCUACCUACAAUUUUCCUUAGGUUCCAAUUAAGCAUUAACUUAUAACGCCCUUGUUACAAUACAGCUAGUUACCAUUCCCAGUAUAAAGGGGUGGCAGACAUCCUGUUCUUUCUCUGAGUAGGGUACAGAGCUACUGAGAAAAAGCUCAUUAAUGCUCCCGGGCUUCAGGGUGCAGGAGGUGGUUGAAUCACAGCGGUGAAAGUGAAAUGGUACCUCUGGCCCGGCGGUACAAUGAACCUGCAGUCAGUGAUCAAACCGCUCAGUCGCACCGAAGGGAUCCCCACAGUUGCAUGACAGAAUGGCCUUAAUUUCUUGCCAGUAAUUUAAUGUUUCAUUAAUAGUCAUUGUAUUCAGGUAAUGUAUUUUAUUUAGCGUUCAGAAAGUCUAUUUAUUGAACCACCAGUGCUAAGAACUGAGCACCCACCACGAGCUCUGUCAUCUGAGAAAAGGGAAGAAGGAACUUGGCAUUGGCUGUGGCUACAGUUCUCACUAACUGAAGGUUUCCUUCAGCUACACAUUUUCUGCAAUGUUCCUCAUGGCUGUAUUUAAAGUAUGAUUUUUUCCUUUAUAUAAAAUGGAGCCUUAAUAAGACAA
Messenger RNA from Tyto alba (common barn owl), 1972 nucleotides. RefSeq names its product mitochondrial fission regulator 1 like (gene MTFR1L). Lineage: Eukaryota; Metazoa; Chordata; Aves; Strigiformes; Tytonidae. The transcript is spliced from 7 exons. The record is from RefSeq and is a predicted model, not a curated record. Gene Ontology annotation, cellular component: mitochondrion. The coding region runs from base 228 to 1085 and encodes 285 amino acids. Gene Ontology annotation, biological process: mitochondrial fission; aerobic respiration.